AUGGCCGAGCGUCUAGAGACUUGGGAUCUGGGCACAAGUGAGGACAUCAGUGUUGGUGAUGUAGUCAUUCCACUUGAUGAGAUACAUCUCAAGCUCCUCAUGUUGUGUCAGUGCCGUCUCUCUGAGGAAGAUUGUGGUGCUGUUGUAUCGGCUCUGAGAACAAACCCCUCACACCUCAAGGAGCUGGACCUGAGUGAGAACACGAUUGGAGACUCAGGAGUGAAGGAGCUCUCUGAUCUACUGCACAACUCAAACUGCACUCUGGAGAAACUGAAGCUGAGUAACUGCAGUAUUACAGUGCGCGGCUGUACUGAUCUGAUAUCAGCUCUUACUUCAAACCCUUCACACCUGACAGAGCUGGACCUGAGUGAGAACACACUGGGAAAUCCAGGAGUGACUCAGAUCUCUACUCUACUAAAGAGCUCAUCCGGCUAUUUCCAGACGCUUCGACUUUCAGACUGUAAUAUAACAGAGAAAGGAUACACUGAUCUGGCUGAAGCUCUGAAGUCACAGCACUCAUCACACCUGAGAGAGCUGGAUCUCAGAGGGAACGACCCUGGAGCAUCAGGAAUGAAGGAGUUUAGGAAUUUGCUGAAUGAUGGAAAAUGUACACUGAGGUGA
This is a messenger RNA of Neoarius graeffei (lesser salmon catfish), 621 nucleotides long. RefSeq names its product ribonuclease inhibitor-like. Gene Ontology annotation, molecular function: protein binding. The coding region runs from base 1 to 621 and encodes 206 amino acids. The record is from RefSeq and is a predicted model, not a curated record. Lineage: Eukaryota; Metazoa; Chordata; Actinopteri; Siluriformes; Ariidae. The transcript is spliced from 4 exons.